GCUUUUCCUCUUUGUUUAUGGGAUUGGGGAAGCGAACACGCUGAUGGAGUCCUAGCAAGCAAGACGUUUGCCUAGUGGACUUGGGAUUCCACCUUCAGUGCUGAGCAACCCCUUCUUGCCAUUGCCUACCACAGCUCCAGCCCCCUGACAUGGCUGGGCUUUUAUGGCUCCAAGCCUGAGCACACAACCCGCCCUCCUCUAUUAGGGCAUUUUAUGUUGUGUUCUCUUCUGUGCACUUCCUUUUUGCUGUCCUUAGAGGUUAGUGUAAGAGGCUUUUGAACGCAUGGGAGAUGGGUCAGGACCAGACAAAGCAACAGAUAGAGAAAGGACUCCAUCUUUACCAGUCUAAUCAGACCGAAAAGGCCCUGCGAGUCUGGAUGAGGGUUUUGGAGAAGUCUGCGGAUCCUGCUGGCAGGUUUCGGGUUUUGGGUUGCCUCAUCACUGCUCACGCAGAGAUGGGCAGAUACAAAGAUAUGCUGAAGUUUGCAGUGGUACAGAUUGACACAGCACGGGAGCUGGAAGACCCGGAUUACCUUACAGAGAGCUACCUAAACCUGGCUCGCAGCAAUGAGAAACUCUGUGAAUUCCAGAAAACAAUCUCUUACUGUAAGACGUGCCUGAACAUGCAGGGUACCACUGUAAGCCUGCAGCUGAAUGGCCAGGUGAGCCUCAGCAUGGGCAAUGCCUUCUUGGGCCUCAGCAUUUUCCAGAAGGCUUUGGAGUGCUUUGAGAAAGCUUUACGCUACGCACACAACAACGAUGACAAGAUGCUGGAGUGUCGAGUCUGCUGCAGCCUCGGGAACUUCUAUGCCCAGAUAAAGGAUUAUGAGAAAGCCUUGUUCUUCCCAUGUAAAGCAGCUGAGCUGGUGAAUGAUUAUGGAAAGGGCUGGAGCUUGAAGUACCGUGCAAUGAGCCAGUAUCACAUGGCAGUGGCCUAUCGGAAGCUGGGGCGCUUGGCAGAUGCUAUGGACUGCUGUGAGGAGUCCAUGAAGAUUGCCCUGCAGCAUGGUGACCGGCCUCUGCAAGCGCUGUGCCUACUGUGCUUUGCAGAUAUCCAUCGCAGUCGCAAAGACAUGCAGACAGCCUUUCCUCGGUAUGAUUCCUCCAUGAGCAUCAUGACAGAGAUUGGAAACCGCCUGGGCCUGGUCCAGGUGCUGCUAGGAGUGACCAAGUGCUGGAUGAUCCAGAAGGAGCUGGAUAAGGCUCUGGAAAGCAUUGAAAAGGCACAGGAGCUGGCAGAGGGACUAGGGAACAAGCUUGGCCUGCUGAAGCUCCACUGCCUAUGUGAAAGGAUCUAUCGCACAAAGGGGCAGCAGCGAGAAUUGCGUGGCCAUGUAGUGAAGUUCCAUGAAUGCGUGGAGGAGAUGGAGCUGUACUGUGGCAUGUGUGGGGAGUCCAUUGGGGAGAAGAACAACCAGCUCCAGGCGCUGCCUUGCUCCCAUUUCUUCCACUUAAAGUAA
Leptosomus discolor (cuckoo roller) is the source of this 1460-nucleotide messenger RNA. Lineage: Eukaryota; Metazoa; Chordata; Aves; Leptosomiformes; Leptosomidae. The record is from RefSeq and is a predicted model, not a curated record.